Colletes gigas is the source of this 3152-nucleotide messenger RNA. Its product is annotated as sensory neuron membrane protein 2-like. Bases 16 to 1194 code for a protein of 392 amino acids. NCBI's taxonomy places the organism in Eukaryota, Metazoa, Arthropoda, Insecta, Hymenoptera, Colletidae. Gene Ontology annotation, molecular function: scavenger receptor activity. Gene Ontology annotation, cellular component: cytoplasm; membrane. The record is from RefSeq and is a predicted model, not a curated record. The transcript has 6 exons.
AAUCCUGACGACGUAAUGCAAGGAAAGAACCCACGUCUGGUCGAGUAUGGUCCCUUCGUUUACAACGAACUCUUUGAAAAACAAGUGAUAGACGUUGACGAAGAAAACGACGAAAUUACAUACACAACACGGUCAACGUACACUUUCAAUAAACGAAGAAGCCUGAUGGUAUCUAGCCACGAUAAAGUCACGAUAUUAAAUCCAGCGUACAUAGGUAGCAUAUUAACGUUAACGUCCUUGCCUGCUGAUUUUAUGAAAAAGUACGGCGAUAAUAUACCGAAAUUGUUCCAAAAUCGCACAAGCAUUUUUUUGAAAGCUAAAGCCACCGAUAUAUUAUUCGACGGAGUUAAAGUUUCGUGCAACUUAAGAAAGUUUCCCGAGUUGAAUCUCAUAUGCAAGACGAUGCAGUCUAAGCCACCACCGGUUCUGCGACAAACAGAUAAAGAAGGGGUUUUUCUCCUCAGUAUAUUUCAGAGGAUCAAUGAUACUAUUCGUGGACCGUACACUGUUAACAGAGGCCUGAGAAACAUAAGUCUUAUGGGCUACUCAACAGCCUUCAAGGGGGAAAGAGAACAAGAAAUUUGGCAUUCUGAAAGCUGUAAUAAAGUAAGAGGAAGCGACAGUAUCAUUUGGGCGCCAUUAGUGAAGCCCACAUCUACGGUUGUAUCGUUCUCACCGGAUCUAUGCAGGAGUAUGGAAGCCGAUUACGAGAAAGAGAUUGCAGUGCACGGUAUAGUAGGAUCGAAAUUUGUGAUGCAGGAAAGAGUAUGGCAUGCAAACCAGACGCAGUGUUAUUGUCCAGUGGUAAACAAUGAAGCACAAUGUCUACCGCAGGGUUUAAUCGACGAGUCACAAUGUCAGAUGCUACCUGUAAUAUUUUCGGAGCCACACUUCUUGCACGGCGAUCCUCAGCUUCUAGAUUAUGCUCGCGGCUUGAAACCCGACAAAAAAUUACACGAAACGUACAUUGCCAUCGAACCAUUGACCGGUACACCGAUUUCUGGGCAAAAGAGCACACAAAUAAACAUGAAGCUGACUAAACAACCGGUGAAACUCCUCGCUAAUGUCAACGAGGGCUACUUCCCUAUCCUAUGGUGCAAAAGUGUAAUGAUCUUUUGUAAAAUUACCGUUGCCAGUGUUUUCCAAAAACGUGGGAUGAAAUUUAUAUCGACGCACCGAAUAUUAAAGCGUUGAAUUGUAUUUUAAACUUACCUACUAGUCGCGCCAAAAUUUGUUUCGUGGGAAGAGAACGUCUUUCGGAAGUUUGGAAACCACUGUUUCGCAUUCGAUUUCAGGUCUUCGCUGUCGAAAACUGAUCAACGUUUCGUGCAUAUUUCGACCCAAUUUCUCUCGUACGAUCGCACUCAUUACGUAAACCGAGCGAAUAUGAAAGUGCUUACAUAAAUUCAGGGUAAGUCGUGCGACCAGUUACGGAGUUAAUACCUCUGUAAGCAACGAAGAUAUCGCAAAGACACUCGAUGGCCAUUCAACGGUAAAAAAGGAGGCGUCGUUCGCGUCAUAUAAUUUUUUCAAAACUGAAUACGAGUUUUAUCGAAGCUUAAAAUCACCUGGGGUGAUCUUCGUGGAACAGUGUAUUUUUUUGCAUAAUUAUAUAAUAGAGGUCAAAGUAAAAUCAAGUAUGCACUUGAUUCGAGGAAUUUAUUUUUAAUUCGACAAACAAGUCACGAUGGAAAAAAUGAUGGCGAUAACAGGUUCAGAUGCGAUGUUGUACAUUUAUCUCGAGUGGUGCUUGUAGCACAUCUCGUAUCAUGUUUAUAAACACUAUAUAUCUUCUAAGUAGGUAUUCUUUCUUACUUCAUAUGUAUUGAAGGACGAUUGGAAUGACGUCAACGGCACACGAAGAUAUGAAAAAUAGAAUUUGCGUCGUUAAUAAUACUACAUAUAACAAAUGAUGUAUUUUCACUUAUCGCGAAACCAUCAUUUUUGUGAUAUCUUCGCCGAUUACUGGGAUAUUACCUUGUAACGAUUACGCGACUCACCCUGUAUACGCAUAUGAAAUAUGGACGAAGAAUACACAUAAUUAAAUUGAAAUUCAAACGAAAUUCCACUGUUCAAAUCAUUUUAUUUCCAUCUUUCAUCGAAAAAUCUGAUCACUGUUCCGUCGCUGUAUUCUUUAUCAAAAUGUAUGGUUACGAACAAAAUUAUCAUUUCAUUGCAUAAUUGCAUUGUAUAAAAUUACGCGUUAAAAGUAUAAAAUUUUCUUAAUACAACAACGAAAUGAUUAAACAGAUAACAAAUAUUUUACAGGGUGACGCGUUACAUAUUUCUGCAAUGGCGCCCACGUAUCAGUUACUUCGAUUGAUGCAACUUGUCUCGUAUAUACAAUAUAUCCCUUUGAUCGUUGGAAUCUACAUUGCCCUGAUGACUUUAGUUUUAUGGAGUUUAUCCCAGCCUAAAUCGCAAACAUCGAGCAGAGUAGAGCCGAUAUUAAUAUCGUCGAACACGCGACGGAACAAUAUUGUGCACAGGACACCGCAUCAACCUGUGCACGCGUUCGAGAGAUUUGAACGCGUGUAUCCAACAUUUUAGAGCUAAAGGCACGAAUGUGAAUAACGAGAAAUAGACUUAAUAAUUUUGUAAUUGCUUUGAAAUCUUCAGAUUUCACGUUAUUUUGAUCAGUUUUAAUUAAUGCUUUCCUUAUCUAAAAGCAUUUUCUUUCGUCUGAAUACGUUGAAGGUUCCUUGUUAUUUUCUUAUAAAAAAAUCAGUUCAGAUUCGUUCGACUGUUGUACAAAUUUUACACACAACCUAAUAAACUCUGUCUCUCCGUACAAAAAUAUAAUUAUCUCUAACAGUUGACUCAUUUUACCAAUAUUUAUUCUCCUUUCCGAAAGUUCACUAUUCUGUCAAAUGCAUGUACACUAUUAAACAAGAUUUGGCCCUACCAGCGACCUUUUAUCGUUUUUCUCCUUCCAACGUCUCAAAAAGUCGUUUCCCUAUUGCGCGUAUUUACAAUAAAUAAAAUUCGUCCUACUACCGAUUCUUCUUCGUUGCGUUACAUCCGUUUAAUUCUAUCCAUUGAAUUCAUAACAAAAAAAAACAAAUCCUAAGAGAAACGAUACGCAACGAUACUCGCGAUUAAUUUUAUGAUAACACGCGUGUUAAAAAAAAAAGGAAUGCUUAAGUAGAAUG